Messenger RNA from Aphanomyces invadans, 1978 nucleotides. RefSeq lists its product as hypothetical. Gene Ontology annotation, molecular function: RNA binding. The record is from RefSeq and is a predicted model, not a curated record. The transcript has a single exon. The coding region runs from base 9 to 1886 and encodes 625 amino acids. NCBI's taxonomy places the organism in Eukaryota, Oomycota, Saprolegniomycetes, Saprolegniales, Verrucalvaceae. Gene Ontology annotation, biological process: ribosome biogenesis; maturation of LSU-rRNA from tricistronic rRNA transcript (SSU-rRNA, 5.8S rRNA, LSU-rRNA). Gene Ontology annotation, cellular component: nucleolus; PeBoW complex.
CGACGAAGAUGGGAACGAAACGCGUGAAGGGAAAGAAGAAGCUGAAGAGCAUCAAGACCAAGCAGACGGAUCUGCAUGGGUCGAAGCGCCGCCUCGUCAAGCUUGGCAAGGAGCAAAAGAAGGGAAUGAAGGGGAUCGUGGCCAACUACAUUACGCGUAGCCAGGCGAUCAAAAAGCUCCAGAUCACGCUCAAGGACUUUCGUCGGUUGUGCAUCCUCAAGGGCAUCUACCCGCGUGACCCGAAGAAGAAGGCAAGCGGCAAGGCCACGACGUACUACUACAUCAAAGACGUCAUGCACUUGGCACAUGAACCGAUUCUCAACAAGUUUCGCGACAUGAAGACGUUCAUGAAGAAGCUGAAGAAAGCUCUAGGUCGUAAGGAAAUCUCGGACGCCCGCCGUAUCAACGAAGCCAAGCCAACGUACCCGUUGGAUCACAUUGUCAAGGAGCGAUAUCCGCGCUUCCAGGACGCACUCGCCGACUUGGACGACGCGUUGUGCUUGGUUCACUUGUUUGCCGUCAUGCCGUCCGUGAAAGGCAUCCAGAGCAAAAUGACGACCGACUGCCUGCAGCUCGUGCGCGAGUGGCAGAACUACAUCGCUGCGAGCCAGGCGCUGACCAAGGUCUUUGUCAGCAUCAAGGGGCUGUACUACCAAGCCGAAAUUAAGGGCCAGACGAUUACGUGGCUCGUGCCGCACACGUUUACGCCAACCAUGGACAAACACGUCGACUUGCGUGUAAUGCUCACGUUUUUGGAAUUCUACCAAGUGCUCCUCAAGUUUGUGCACUUUCAACUGUACACGGAACUCGGCGUCGCCUACCCGCCCAAGAUCGACCUGCAGCUCGAUGCAGCCGGUGUUCAACUCGCUGCGAUGAAGCUGGAGAAAAAAGCCACGGCUGACGCUUCCAACGGCGAUGCCGCCGCCGACGACGACGCUGUCCACACGGACGAGGACGCAGUCGCCAAACAGCAACAGGACUCGGAAGCCCGCAUCAAGUCGCUCCACGUUCAACCUGAAGAUGCCGAUGACGAAGACGCUGAAGCGGAAGCAAGCUACGGCCAAAUGACCGAGUCGCUCACGACCGCCUUCUCGACCUUGACGAAGGACUUUGUGGGGGACAAAGCAGACAGCGACGACUCGGCCAAGCUCUUUAGCGGCCUCCGCUUCUUCCUCUCGCGCGAAGUUCCAUCGGCAUGCUUGGAGUUUGUGAUCCGCGCGCAGGGCGGCGUCGUCGGAUGGGACGGCGCCGGGUCGCCGUACUCGGAGAAGAGCGACUUGAUCACGCAUCACAUUAUGGAUCGUCCGCACCAAGGCCAUCGAUACUUCACCCGCGAAUACGUCCAGCCUCAGUGGGUGUUUGACUCGGUCAACAACCAAGUGCUACUACCGCUUGCCAAGUACGUGCCCGGUGCGUCGCUGCCGCCGCAUUUGUCGCCGUUCGUGGACGAUGCAGCCGAAGGAUAUGUCCCCGACUACCGUAAGCAGUUGGACAAGCUCAAGAGCGCGUUGGAUGCGACGGCCGUCGGCGAAGAAGCGGACCACGCUGCGUCCGACGAAGCGGAGAGCGAGGACGAAGAAGAUGCUUAUGUCCAAGGCUUGAAGGCGGAGGCGGAAGGCGAGGCCGUAGACGCCAACAGCGAAGACGACGAUGACAAUGACUCGACGUCAAAGAAGCGUGCGGCGGCUUCGACUAGCACCAAGCCAUCCAAGAAAGCCAAACGUGAAGCCGAACAAGAAGAACUGCACGACAUGGCGGUCAACAUGAUGAACAAGAAGGCCAAGCGGUUAUACGGUCGGAUGCAGCAUGGCCUCGGGAAGAAAUCGGACAAAAUUAAGGCGCUGGAAGAAAAGAAAAAGGCGCUGGCCGCCAAGGCCAAGAAAUAGUAACCUAUGUAACAUCGAACUCCACCCAAAGAUGGACGUGCUCUUUCGUGCCUGUGGGUUGGGAUGGCCGCACAAAGCGGUCUGCAUGGCCA